Protopolystoma xenopodis is the source of this 255-nucleotide messenger RNA. The record is from the annotation of a GenBank genome assembly. Lineage: Eukaryota; Metazoa; Platyhelminthes; Monogenea; Polystomatidea; Polystomatidae.
AUGUAUCUGUUAGGAUGCAGACAAGAAGCGACAUACCAUCUUAACGGUAUGUGUGCUCUUCAGUCGCCAAAUGUCCCCUGGCCAGCUCUUAUGCGACUCCGGAUGGGUGGAAGUGAGGCUGGAGAGAGGAUAGACGGCCGAGGUGGCCGGGCCUGCGGAGGCCUAUCUUCUUCUUCGGCCCAACUUGGCGCUUGUGGCGCGAGUCAGUUUGCCCAAAGGGCGAACUUUAAGAACGGACAACUGAAAAUAGAUUGA